Messenger RNA from Miniopterus natalensis, 3492 nucleotides. It is a transcript of the gene SLC12A1, whose product is annotated as solute carrier family 12 member 1. Lineage: Eukaryota; Metazoa; Chordata; Mammalia; Chiroptera; Miniopteridae. Gene Ontology annotation, cellular component: apical plasma membrane. The record is from RefSeq and is a predicted model, not a curated record. Gene Ontology annotation, molecular function: sodium:potassium:chloride symporter activity. Gene Ontology annotation, biological process: sodium ion transmembrane transport; sodium ion homeostasis; chloride ion homeostasis.
UUGAAGAACAAUGUGAAGAUCGCUUAGGAGACAAUACAUCAGGAAUCUCCUUACUGAGUUCUUCUAACAAAAGCCGGGCGCUCCCUAAUGUAAACAUAUUAGUGUUUAUUUUGAGGAGAAAAUAUAUAGUUUUUUUUUUUUUAAAAAAAAGCAUACAGUAAAUAGCUGAGUCCUCCCAAAACAUCGAGUUGGAAGAUGUCCCUGAACAAUUCUUCCAGCGCAUUUCUGGACUCAGCGCCCAGCAAUACCAACCGCUUUCAGGUCAAUGUCAUAAGCGAGGGCCAGGAGGGCAGCGCCGCGGCGGAGAGCGCCGACCCCCCGCAUUAUGAGGAAACCUCCUUUGGGGAUGAAGCCCAGACCAGGUUCAGAAUCAGCUUUCGGCCUGGGAAACAGGAGUGCUAUGACAAUUUCCUCCAAAACGGAGAAACGGCUAAGACAGACGCUAGUUUCCACGUCUAUGAUUCCCACACAAACACAUACUACCUGCAAACCUUCGGCCACAACACCAUGGAUGCUGUCCCCAAGAUCGAGUACUAUCGCAACACCGGCAGCGUGAGCGGGCCCAAGGCCAGCCGCCCCAGCCUGCUGGAGAUCCACGAGCAGCUUGCCAAGAAUGUGGCCGUGGCCCCAGGCUCAGCCGACAGGGUCGCUAACGGUGACGGGAUGCCCGGAGAUGAACAAGCUGAGAACAAAGAAGAAGAGAAUUCUGGUGCUGUGAAGUUCGGAUGGGUGAAAGGUGUGCUGGUAAGAUGCAUGUUGAAUAUCUGGGGUGUCAUGCUCUUCAUUCGCCUCUCCUGGAUUGUUGGAGAAGCUGGAAUCGGUCUUGGAGUUCUCAUAAUUCUUCUUUCCACCAUGGUAACUUCUAUUACUGGGUUGUCAACUUCUGCAAUAGCAACUAACGGGUUUGUGCGUGGAGGUGGGGCCUACUAUCUUAUCUCCAGAAGCUUGGGGCCAGAGUUUGGUGGAUCUAUAGGCUUGAUCUUUGCUUUUGCCAAUGCAGUGGCUGUUGCUAUGUAUGUGGUGGGAUUUGCUGAGACUGUGGUAGACCUUCUUAAGGAGAGUGAUUCAAUGAUGGUGGAUCCAACCAAUGAUAUCCGGAUAAUAGGCUCCAUCACAGUGGUGAUUCUCUUAGGAAUUUCAGUAGCUGGAAUGGAAUGGGAAGCAAAGGCUCAAGUGAUUCUUCUGAUCAUUCUUCUCAUUGCUAUUGCAAACUUCUUCAUUGGAACCGUCAUUCCAUCCAACAAUGAGAAGAAGUCCAGAGGUUUCUUUAACUACCAAGCAUCAAUAUUUGCAGAAAACUUUGGGCCAAGCUUCACAAAAGGCGAAGGCUUCUUCUCCGUCUUUGCCAUUUUCUUCCCCGCAGCCACCGGGAUUCUUGCAGGUGCCAAUAUCUCGGGGGACUUGGAGGAUCCCCAAGAUGCCAUCCCCAGAGGAACCAUGCUGGCCAUUUUCAUCACCACCGUCGCCUACAUAGGGGUUGCUAUUUGUGUAGGGGCCUGUGUGGUCCGAGAUGCCACUGGGAACAUGAAUGACACCAUCGUUUCGGGGAUGAACUGCAAUGGUUCAGCAGCCUGUGGGUUGGGCUAUGACUUCUCAAGAUGUCAACACGAACCAUGUCAGUAUGGGCUGAUGAACAAUUUCCAGGUCAUGAGCAUGGUGUCAGGGUUCGGCCCCCUCAUCACGGCUGGCAUCUUCUCCGCAACGCUCUCCUCCGCCCUGGCCUCCCUCGUCAGCGCCCCCAAAGUGUUCCAGGCUCUGUGCAAGGACAACAUCUACAAAGCCCUGCAGUUCUUUGCGAAGGGAUAUGGGAAAAACAACGAACCACUCAGAGGAUACGUCCUCACUUUUGUUAUUGCCAUGGCAUUCAUUCUUAUUGCGGAACUGAACACCAUUGCUCCCAUAAUCUCCAACUUUUUCCUGGCCUCAUAUGCACUUAUUAAUUUCUCCUGCUUCCAUGCCUCUUAUGCCAAAUCUCCAGGAUGGAGACCUGCGUAUGGAAUUUACAACAUGUGGGUAUCUCUUUUUGGAGCUGUUUUGUGCUGUGCGGUCAUGUUUGUCAUCAACUGGUGGGCAGCCGUCAUCACCUACGUCAUUGAGUUCUUUCUCUAUAUCUAUGUGACCUACAAGAAGCCAGAUGUGAACUGGGGCUCCUCCACACAGGCUCUCUCUUAUGUGAGCGCUUUGGACAAUGCUCUGGAAUUAACCACAGUGGAAGACCAUGUAAAAAAUUUCAGGCCCCAAUGCAUUGUCCUAACCGGGGGACCCAUGACAAGACCUGCUCUCUUAGACAUAACUCAUGCCUUCACCAAGAACAGUGGCCUCUGCAUCUGCUGUGAAGUCUUUGUGGGGCCGCGCAAGCUGUGCGUUAAAGAGAUGAACAGCGGCAUGGCGAAAAAGCAGGCCUGGCUUAUCAAGAACAAAAUCAAGGCGUUUUAUGCUGCGGUGGCCGCAGAUUGUUUCAGGGACGGUGUCCGGAGCCUCCUCCAGGCCUCGGGCUUAGGAAGAAUGAAACCAAACACUCUGGUGAUUGGAUAUAAAAGAAACUGGAGGAAAGCUCAGUUAACAGAGAUUGAAAACUACGUGGGAAUCAUACACGAUGCAUUUGAUUUUGAGAUUGGUGUGGUCAUCGUCAGAAUCAGCCAAGGGUUUGACAUCUCUCAGGUUCUUCAGGUGCAAGAUGAAUUGGAGAAAUUAGAACAGGAGAGGCUGGCUUUGGAAGCCACCAUCAAAGACAAUGAAAGUGAAGAGGGGGGUGGCGGCAUCCGAGGCUUGUUUAAAAAAGCUGGCAAGUUGAACAUUACUAAGCCAAGUUCUAAAAAAGAGAGCAGUCCAUGCACGAUCCAGUCCAUGCACGUCGGGGAGUUCAACCAGAAACUGGUGGAAGCCAGCACCCAAUUUAAGAAGAAGCAAGGAAAAGGCACGAUUGAUGUUUGGUGGCUGUUUGAUGAUGGAGGGUUAACACUCCUUAUUCCCUAUAUCUUGACUCUCAGAAAAAAAUGGAAAGAUUGUAAGUUAAGAAUCUAUGUCGGAGGGAAGGUUAACCGCAUUGAAGAAGAGAAAAUUGCGAUGGCUUCCCUUCUGAGCAAAUUUAGGAUAAAAUUUGCAGACAUCCAUAUCAUUGGUGACAUCAACAUUAAGCCAAACAAAGAAAGCUGGAAAGUCUUUGAAGAGAUGAUAGAACCAUAUCGUCUCCAUGAAAGCUGCAAAGAUUUAACAACUGCUGAGAAAUUAAAGCGAGAGACUCCGUGGAAAAUCACCGACUCAGAACUGGAAGCAGUCAAGGAAAAGAGUUACCGCCAAGUUCGCCUGAAUGAACUCCUACAGGAGCACUCGAGAGCUGCGAAUCUCAUAGUCCUGAGCCUUCCAGUGGCAAGAAAAGGAUCUAUAUCAGACUGGCUGUACAUGGCUUGGUUGGAAAUCCUCACGAAGAACCUCCCUCCGGUCUUACUAGUUAGAGGAAACCACAAAAAUGUCCUGACAUUUUACUCUUAA